Linum tenue is the source of this 442-nucleotide messenger RNA. The record is from the annotation of a GenBank genome assembly. NCBI's taxonomy places the organism in Eukaryota, Viridiplantae, Streptophyta, Magnoliopsida, Malpighiales, Linaceae.
GGGAACCUAAGCUGGGCAUCUGCAUGCCUAGCUCAUAUCUACCGCUCCCUCUGUAAUGCAACUUCGAAAGCGAUAAAGGAAAUUGAUGGGGCAAUGUUCAUCGUACACAUUUGGGCUUGGGAGCAUCUGCCAUGGAUUGCUCCGGUCUCAGACCCCGACAAGGAAUGGGUCGGUGACCACCCCUAUAGACUCCAAGCUUAUGGUUGUAGGUGGCUUGGACAAACAACAUGCGACAACCUAGGGGAGCAUAAGCUGGAAGAGUAUCGGAGGAGGCUGGAUCAUCUUUGGGAAGCAAAGAUCACAUUCGAUCCGCACCUUCAUGGCAAAGUUCGCGGAUCUUUUGCAACUUCUCCCUGAAUUUCUUCUCUUAGUAGGGUACAACUGAUGCAUAUACAGAAGAAAGGGUAAGGUGAGGGGACCAAUUGACUUUGGCUCGUAUAUG